UUUGUCUUGUCUUGACUUCUUCUCGCAUGUUUAUUUUGUUUAUUUGCGUGAUAAAUAUUGUAAUUAUAAUGAAAAUAAGUGCUUGACUUCUUCCGUUUGUUGUUAAAAUUGAAUUAUUGCAAUAAACCAUGUAUCGCAAUAUAGUCUGUAUUGACAUCCCGCACAAUGGAGGAACAGGCGUGUUUAGUGCGCGCACGCUCCGACUCUGAGACCUCGUCGAAAUUGGGCAGCUUCGGGUCCAUAUCGCGAACCAUGACUUACACGGAGACAAGACUGAGUGGGACAGAAGGCGCAGGCGAGCCCGCCAACACCACAAACAUGACGAACAUGCCACCAGAGAACCCGGAAGGGAACGAAAGUGGCGAACUUCUGGAUUAUAACGACUCAAGUGUAUUAGAACAGUUCCAUGAAGAUGCUUUACGGCAGGCUGGGUGUGGUCUGUCCCAAGCGCGCGUUUACCUCGCAGUAUGUCUGGCUGUGGCUGGAGCGUCGUUAGAGCUCGCGUCUAUCGCCUUCAUCCUACCUUCAGCUGAGAUUGAACUUUGCAUCUUACCGCACGAGAAAAACUGGCUCGUGUUGAUCAGCAUAAUGGGCUGGUCGCUGGGCGCGGUGGGCUGGGGCGCGCUGGCCGAGCGCGGCGGGCGGCGGCGCGCGCUGCACUCGGCGCUCGCCGUCAACGCCGUGUUCGCCGCCAUCGCCGCCUUCAUGCCCACCUACGGCACCUUCAUGAUGGCCAGGUUCUGCUCGGCGAUCGGGUCGGGCGGCAUCCUGUCGGCGGGCUGCACGUACGCGGGCGAGGUGGCGGCGCGCGGGGUGCGCACGGCGCUGCUGGGCUCGCUGGCGGGCGGCAUGGCGGGCGGCGUGCUGCUGUCGGCCGGGCUGGCCAGCGCCGUGCUGCCCGCCAGCGGCGAGCGCGCGCUGGCCGACAGCCGCGACCACUUCAGCGCCUGGCACAGAUAUCUGCUGCUCUGUACAAUACCUAUACUCGCGUCGCUGAUCAGUCUGAUAUGGACGCCGGAGUCGCCGCGUUAUCUGCUUGAUGUCGGACGGGAGGUCGACGCCAUGGUGGUGUAUCAGAGCCUGCACGUGGGCAACCAGUCGCGCGUGUGCGGCGCGGCGCGCGAGGCGGAGUACCGGCUGGGCGAGCUGGCGCUGCCCGCCAAGCGCCGCCCGCCCGCGCUGCACCACGUGCGACACUCGCUCAAGAUGUUCUGGCAGGCGUUUUUUCAAAUAUUCUCGAGUACCUACAGAAGUACGACGCUCUCUUUGGCUGGUAUGCUACUGUUCGCUGUUGCUAUACAAUUUUAUCUAUCGUCAUACAUACCGGCGACUGUCAUGAAAAUCGAGACGGAAGCGUACGAGGCGUCCAAACAGACGAUACAGAACGUGACGUACGAGGGCGUAUAUUAUAAUGAGACGUUGGAGAAUAUCGACUUUAUCGACGUUUCGUUCAGAAAUUGUACGUUCCGGGACAUCCUUAUGUCUCACGUUGAAUUCGUCAACUGCUCCUUCGUGAACACGGCUCUUUCGAAUAUCAAGACUUCGUAUACUGCGUUCAAAGGAGCCGUCUUCGUUAAUAGCACCAUAAUCGACACGGACAUGGAGGUGGGGCGCGAACUGGACGCGGAGUGCGUGCUGAACGCGAGCACCGUGCGCGGCAUGACGGGCGCCUGCGCGCGCCGCGCCGACCUGCGGUGGGCACAGCGCGGCCGCCUGGCCGAGCGCACGUACGCCGCGCACGCCGCGCUGCUGGCCGCGCCGCUACUGGCGCUGCGCCGCCUGCACCGCCCGCCCGCGCACGUGAUAGUAUGUGGCGCUUGCAUAUUGCUGUCUCCCUCGCUCUACGUGGCGCAUAGCGAGACAGCGCUCUACAUAGUGGAGGCGGUGUACGGGCUGCUUAUUAUGAUAAUAUUCUUCAGUGUCGCCGUCAAAAUACUUGAUACUUACCCAGCUAAUUUGAGGUGUACAGCCCACGGUCUUAUCCUGUCUAUCACUUACAUGGCUGGAGCGGCCGUACGAGGGAUGGGAGAAUUUGGACCGUUCGUCAGUUGCGUACUGUGCGCACUCUUCGCACUCACAGCAACCGCGUUCGCCACCCGCAUACGGUAGAGCGAGACGGAGAUAUAGUUAUCAAUCAGACAAGGAUGGUUAUAUAAAUUGUCACAAUUUAAAAGUGAAUAGUGAUAAUAGAACUUUUGCGAAAAUAAGUGAUAAAUGAAUGUAUGAAGUCUUAAAGAAUAACCGCUUUAAUAUGGAAAUUCUAAAUAUUAUGACCGUACUCAUAAAAGUUGUGGUGCUUAGUUCUACAGAUUUGUCUCUUUCUGUCAUCGUUGAUUUGACAAACGAAAGAAGAGGACAGCAUUGUUCAACUAAUCACCUAUUCAACAUUUAUAGGUAAAGUCAAAAAUAAAAAUCCUCGUAAGUGACAUAUUGAUCAAUUAAAUAGCAAUAUUGAUGGCAAUAUGUUUAUAAUUAAAAUAUAUUAUGCGACGAAAGAUAACUACCAUUCCUAUUAAAAAAAAGAUUGGUUACAAUAUUAUUAUAAAUGAAUGAUAAUUAAUUUAAACUUAAAUCGUUAUAACAGUAGGGGUUAUAUUGCAAUAAACAAUAUAUCAAAGGAUAUAAAAAUAAGGACUGUGACACAAAAAAAAGAACAAAAAUAAACUUCCAUAUUUUUAAUUAAUAUUGAAUAAUUAAAAUAGCUCUUCGAAUAAAAUCUUCAUGUUUUGAUAAAAUUCCCACCGAAAUUUACCAUAGUUAUACUAAUUGGUCUAAAAAUACUACAAUUCGAUACUCAUAUUUAAUUUAAAAAAAAAAUAAUAAUUUUAUAAUUUAGUGGUCGAUUCUCGGAUUGUCCAAACAUAUCGGUUUAAACAUAAAAAAAAAAAAUUUAAAAUGGCGGUGACGAAAAAAAUGAACGUUAAAUAAAUUGGCAGCUAAAAUUUAUAGAAAAGAUGUAAAUAUUGUAAUAAAUUAAAAAGUUAUUUAAAUAAAUUUUUGAAAUUGUUCUACUCACUUUGCUUAUAAACGUUGUUUGAUUAAUCUAUAAAUGUGUCUCCUUCUUUCGAAUGUCAAAUCAAUGAUGACAAAAAAGAGAGGCAAACAACGUUUAUAAGUAAUUCUGUAAAUCAUUAAAUUGAAUAUUCCUCCAUUGUGAAAAUAUAACCGUGUUGUGAUUUAAGCUACUAUUCAAAAGAUCCUAUACAAUGAAUAUAAUUUAUAUUUAAUAAUAGUUUAAUAACUAAACUAAUUAAAUAAAUAGUCAUUUUGCUAAUCAAAUUUUGCACUACUCAUGUAUCUAGAUUGUUAAAUUAGUCGCGAUUUAGUCAUUGGUGUAGCCUUUCGGGGGUUCCCCCAGGAUUAAAAUAUUAAAGAUAAAUUAAAAUAUCGUAAUUAUUAUGUAAUUUUUUUAUUUAUUAUAAACGAGUUAAUUAUUUUCUAAUGUCUGGCUGCUACGAGAAUGCCUUCCUAUCGACUCCGUGAUAAAAUGGACCGUCUUCCCCUACAAAGAAGUAAAACGAUAAAUAUUAUUAGUACUGUAAAUGUUAUAAUUUAAUUUUAAACAAAUAAGAAUCUUGCUCUGCACUGUGACAAUGUUAUGUCAACAAUUGACAGAUGUCAGAAACGUAUAAUCUCAGCGGCCGGGCUUUAAAAUAUAAUUACAGAUUAACAAAAAAUACAGGCUAAAUAAAUAUUAAAUCUUAAUUCAAUCUACAUUUUAUCAUUCAAUAUGUCGUUCAUUAGUAGGAAAAAUGUUUAUAUAUUAUUAAAACACUGUCUUGAUGCUGCUAUAAAUUUCUUUGAUUGGCAACACUAAAUUUCUAUUAUUGUUGUAUAUAAAAAGUGUUCUCUGGAUUUAUAUGUAAUUAUUUUUUGAUGUCAGAAAUAUUCAAUUGUAUAUGUUUGACAAUCUACAAAUUGACAUUAAGAUGUGGUGUUGCCAGGACAAAUAAUUAGCAUCAUGGCAAAGAAUAUUUGCAGGAUCGGAUUUAAUAAAAUAAUAUUUUUUUGUAAUAGGCGAGUUUUUUAAGAUUUGCAAUUAUUUAUACGAAUUAACAAUGAGAAUUUGAUAAUGUUUUGAUGAAGUGUUUUGUAAAUGUGUAUUUAUUUGAUAAAACGGUUUUUUUUUUCUCACUUUUUUAUAAUAGGUGCUGCCUUACAAAGCACAUAGCUUCGAUGUAUUUUUUUUAUUUAUCAAAAAAGUUUUUGACGGAUACACAGAUAACAAAAAACAAGUCAUGAUUUGCGUUUUGAAAAAAAAAAUUUAAAUUAAGAUCUCAAAAUCGAAGUCAUUUAAAGUAAAAAUAUAGGAAACAAAAUAAUAUUGUCAUUUCGUAAAGAAAUAAAAUUUCAAAUUUCUUACUAUUUACAUAACAAUUUUGUAUUUAUUAUCUGUACAGUAUUUCUGAACUGAAGAUACAUAAAAAUAAAAUUUAAAAAGCUCUUUCUGGACCAAGUUCACUUGACAUUAAGAAAAGGGUUUCAAACGGUAAUUUAAGUUAUUUUUUUUGAAUUAUUAAAAAUAAAAUAGUUUUUUUAACGUUUAAAAAAUGUAUAUUUGGUUUUGUUGGAGUUUAUUUUAUAUGAAACUCAAAAAUUCUGUGCUGUGUUAGGUACUUGUAUUUGGAGAUGCCCUUUAUCUAUCCUCUGGGUGACGUUUAGUUUCCCACGGUAAAAACCAUAGGUCACAUAGCCACGAUUCGCGGUGGUAAUCGUUAUGUUAUGUAUCGAAACGAAAUGUUUGCGCGUUAUUUGCAACUUUUGCGUGUCGAUAUUGCGUUAUAACGCGGCUCUUUGGUCUUGAUAGUUGAGUCCAUUUGGAAUUCACACUAAGAAUUUUGAAGACUUCAGAUAUUAACCGACAUAAUACAAAUUUUAUUCGGUUAUUUACACUGUAGCUCGCAAAUGAGAUAAUAUUGAAAUUUUUUUUUAUGUUUCGACUAAUAUUGAUUAGGCUUUUUAAUUUUUUUUGUAAACAGUUAUCUAAUACGGUAAGCGACCAACCGGAUGUUGAUGGUACUAAGUGGCCGUCAACAAAACAAUACAGUGAAAUGUAAAGGAACGCAGACGAGACAAAAAUAUUCAUUUUAUUAUAAUAUGUAUAUUAAUCAAAUCUACGUAUGAAUUAAUGUAUAAAUUGUUUACAAAUAAAAAAUAAAUUACAUCACAAUAAGCUUAGUCAAUGUAUAAAAUUAGCAUAGAGAUAAAAUUUGUUAUAAUAUUAUCCUAUUAUAUGUCAGAUUUUGGUGUGGGGUGUUUAAAAUGCGACGACUGCGUCUUGUAAAGAAAACGCCAAAAGCAGUCAAAAAUGUGAUUGAUUUCAAUAAAAAUUGUACAUGAUUCCAUCGAAAAUGUCGGUAAAUUAUAAUCCGGUAACAAAAUAAUAUAAAAAAAUAUUAACUUGAAUAAUACGUUAUAAGUACUCGCCUAACCGAUUAUAAAAUAUAGAAAAAAUAAAUCGAAUAAAGCUUUCAUUUCGGCCAUUUUGAUUUUUUGAAACACUUAUCAGACAGCUCAUAGUUGACUUUGAUUGGUCGAUAGCAGGGGAUGACGUGUAAAGCGACCAAUGAGAUUUUAGUAUUUAACCAGAUUAACUGACGGGCAGUUCGUAUCGAAAAUAAAAAAAUAUUCUUUAUUCAAGAAUACUCAUGAAAGCACUUUAAUAUAUAAUAUAUAUGUUGAUUGGAUUAGGUUGAGAGGAAUUUGUUUCAAAUUUAGUUCAAACAUUGGACCCAAAAAUGUUAGCGGUGUGUUUGUAACAUUAAAAUAUAUAGCAAUAUUAUAAAUACGAAGGUAGACUGUCUGUUCGUCUGUCUGUUAUACUUUCACGGCUAAAUCGAUUUAGAUGAAAUUUGGUAUGAGGCAAGCAUGAAUCCCAAGGAAUGACAUGGACUAAAAUGAAUUAUUUUCGAUCUUCGAUUAGCGAAUUAUGAUUACAAUGGUUUUCGGACAUUUCAGUUUUGUAAUUUUCCACUCGUGUAAAAUAAAAUUAAUGAAGCUAAUAUAAACAAAUAUAUAAACAUUAAAUGUAGCGUAGAUAUUUUCAAGAUGAUUUCUAAGUGAAGUUCAAAGGAAUUUUGGCUUUGUCGUUCGCUCUGCUUUGCACGAUUAGAAGAAAUGCUUGCAUAAAGCGUUUAAAUUGAAGUAUACAAAAGUCAAAGAAAAAAAGUCUUGUUUUAUUUUUGUUAUAGUUCUCGGGCGUACGCGGAAAAAUUCGCUAAAGUUUCAUCACAAUCGGACGUAUUGUUUACGAUCACAUAAAGGACAAACAUACAUUUUUAUUUGCAUAGAUAGAUAUCAAUAUUUACUAUUCUAUGGUGUUUUUUUUAAGUAUUAUUCAGUGGUUAAAAAUUAUCUUGGAAAGGUCAAAUAAGAUUAUUAGCAUGUAGUUAAAGGAAUAAAUGUUCGAUUAUAGAUUUAGUGGGUACCGUUUCUUAAGGCUGAACAUAUCGUGACGUGAGGACGCCUAUGGUUGUAAUUAUUUCGUACGUUGAAUUUAGUUUUACGAAAAAUUUUAACUAUUUCAAAGUUCAAUCAAAAAUGUUACAAGAUAAAAAGCCACUGUCAUGAUUUUUGGUCGUAAAAACUCAUUUAUUCUGUGCUUGAAAGAAUGACACUUUGAACGGAUCAAUUGGAUGAAGUUGGUGUCUCAGGGGGUGCACUCCCCUUAAAGUAUCGAGUUCAUGGAUAGAAACAUAUUCAACUCAAACUCCGAAUAUACUCUCUAUUUUACUUUACUCUGUAUGUUAGUGUGAGUGAAAACAGCGCCGUCUAUUGGCGAUAAUCGGAAUUACAAUAAUUAAAAAAUCCCACUAAUCUUGCGAAACAUUGUAAAAAUAUGCUCGGAGUAAAAUGAAAAAUAAACUUUAUUUCUAAUAUAAUAAAGUCUCAUUUCAAUUAUGAAUCAUUUCAUUACGAAAGCUGAAAUUUUUCGUAAAAUGUUUCGUGUAUGUUUAGAAGUAGAUAAAUUAACGUAGUGAAGCCAUAUCUAUUAUAAUGUUAUAAGUGAUAUUCAUAUAGACUGCUUUUAUUUACUAGAUAUUGAAAAGACAUUAUAUUCAUAUGUUUUCAACUGCCAAUAAAUUUAUCUGGCCCGGUGUGACAGCCGUUGUUUUUCCAAUGUUAUAUUUUUUUGCAUUCAAUGAAGUCAAAUUGCAUGAAUAAUACUUAAUGGGUUUGUUUUUUGAAAUUGGAAAUACUGUUUAAAAAAAAUAAACUCCUCAAUGCUGUUAUAUUUACAAUUUAAGAGAUAAUAAAAAUCAGGCCAUGUGACAUUUGAAAAAAGAAUAAGUUCUACUGCUGUCAACCAGUCCAGAUAAAUCUAUGGCACUGUAGUUAUUUUGCCAUAUAUGUAUAUAUUUUUUUUUAUUUCGAUGGAUGGAUUUUGGCGAAAGUUCGAUUUCAGAACGACAAAAUUUGACAUUUCUCUUAGUCAUUGAAAUAUAACUUGCCAUUCACAAUACUCAGACUCAUUUUCGGCUUAACGCCAUCGUUCACCAUCGUGUUUCUAGAAUAAGUUUCAGAAUUAAAAAAAAAAUCAUAUCCAUAGUUAAUAGAUAUCACAAAUAGGGUUGUCAAUGUAAUUUUAAUAAAUUAUGUAAUCAAAUUUAAAAUGAUUUUAGCUAGAGGAAAUGCGAAGGAUGAAAGAAUUAAAAUCCGCGUCUCUUAACCCUAUCUCUCAUCAGACAAAUUCUUCCUAGUCAAUUUUUUAUUUUUUUUUGGUAUUUGUUAAUUUAAAUUGGUUUAAGUAGAUAAAAAAAUAUUGUUUGUAAUGUCAAUUUACUAUGAUUGUAAUGGAAUCGUGUAGUUAAAUUAAAAAAAACAAUGUAAAACAUAUUUUUAUGUAAUACUUAUUACAAAUGUAAAUUGUACUGCGUUUUCAAAAUGUAAUGUAAAAAAAGACGCGAAAUUACAAUUGGUUUUUUUUUAUGUUUAAAUAUCUAUGUUAAUGAAUAUUUUACUAAAUACAGUUUUGAAACGCAGUUUUUUGUAAAAGUUAUCAACUUAUUAAGUUAGUAGAUAAAAGUAUAUUUACACGCAUUUUAUUUCAACGUUUUUUAUUGAUUAAACGGUAAUGGUAUGGAAAUGAUUUUAUUAAUAUUAUAUGCAUACAUCAUUUAAAAGUUUUGUCGUUUUUUAUUUAUUUAAUAUGCCAUUCAUGUGAAGUCUAUAAACAAACUAUGACGUUUGCGCUAACGAACACUGUAUAUAGAGACGCAUUAUAGCGCUUCAAGCGGGAUGGAUUAUGUAAUGUUUUAUGAAAGUUUUGCUAUAGCAAAUUUCAUAGUGCAGUAUAAAAUACCGUGGUACGCCACAUUUGUGUCGCUGUAUAUCCAUUCUUAUAUAUUACAGAUACCUGCUGACAUCUUGAUUGAGAAAAAUGAAUUUUGUAAAACAAUAUUGGUCAGUUAAAAAAAUGAACGACUGAAUCAACCAAUCGCGUGCUCGAAACGAUAUUAUGCCGUUCGAUUCUACCAAUAGCGUGCGUUUUCUUUCCUCGUUCGUGAACGUUAACGAUAAUUUGACAAUACAUUUACAUUGGUAAUAAAAUCAAAUUAUAUUUUCAAGUAAGCACUUUUGAAACGCCAUUUUAUAUGAUUAUAAAUUACAUGUAAAGUUACCAACCCUUCGGUAUAUGGUGCUUAACAAGCAAUUUAAAAAUAAAGCGCUUAUUUAUACUAAUUGAUCAUUCAUUUAUUUUUUGGAUAAAAUUUUACAUUUUUUUUUAAAUAUAGUGCAAGUCCUUUUAUGAUGAAGACAUAGAUUAUAUAUUCAUUUAUUCAAGAUGUUUACAGAUUACUGUAAUACUGUACUUUACUGUGAAAAUUAACUUCUUUAAUGAUAAAAUCAUGUAAGUCGAUAAUGGGCAAACAAUUUUAAAAAGUAUAAAAAAUAUCAAAAUUUAUUUUACUUCUAAGGUAUGUGUAUAAUUAAUUAUUAUUUAUAUCAUUUAACAUAUCGUUUAGUUUUUAUUUACUUGAAAUAUAUUUAAUUAUUUUUAAAUAAGUUUUGAGGUUAAGUUUAAGGUUGGAACCCUUACAACAUUAACAUCAAAAUUUUAUGAUAAAAAGAAAAAAAAAUAAGGCUUUAACUCACUUGUGCGAUCAAAAGCGAAGCGACUAAUUAUUGCUAAGUCUCAGAUCGUUAGAAUAGCAGUCCCCAUUUUAACUUCGCUUUUAGUCGCAAAGUGUGUUCACACCCUUACGAUAAUUUCAUAUAAUCCGUUAUAAAAAAUACUUAUAUACGUAAUCUAGUUGAACUAUAGCGUUUUAAAAAUUCUUAAUAUUUUCUAUAAAUAUUUCAAAGCUUCAUUUUAUUUUGAGUAAUAAAUGACGAUUUUUUUGGUAUUGAAAAUGUAUCUUAUAUAAUAUAAUUAAGAUUCAAUUUACAAUGAACGUCAAAACAAUAAACUUUAGAAACUA
This is a messenger RNA of Nymphalis io (European peacock), 9422 nucleotides long. RefSeq names its product synaptic vesicle glycoprotein 2A-like. Gene Ontology annotation, biological process: transmembrane transport. The record is from RefSeq and is a predicted model, not a curated record. Gene Ontology annotation, cellular component: membrane. Gene Ontology annotation, molecular function: transmembrane transporter activity. Bases 166 to 2109 code for a protein of 647 amino acids. The transcript is spliced from 13 exons. Lineage: Eukaryota; Metazoa; Arthropoda; Insecta; Lepidoptera; Nymphalidae.